AUGGCUCAAGUCGUAGAUAAGAUUGUCAACUCAACCGUCGGAGACGCUAAGAAGAGACAGAUGGAUGGGUUCACACUCGAACAGAAUGACAAGACCCCUCUUACCUCUUACUUCGGAACUAAGAUCGCAGAGACGGACAUCGCUCUGAGAGCGGGUGCCAGGGGACCUACCGUUCUUGAGGACUUCCACAAUCGAGAGAAGAUCUCUCAUUUCGACCACGAACGUAUCCCAGAGCGAGUUGUCCACGCUCGAGGUGCAGCUGCAUUUGGAGAAUUCAAAUUGCACACUCCUUUAACUGGUUUGACCACCGCUAAGAUCCUCACCGACACAAGCAAGACUACCCCUGCAUACGUUCGAUUCUCGACCGUAGGAGGAUCGAGAGGUUCCGCCGAUUCUGUCAGAGAUCCAAGAGGUUUCGCCGCUCGUUUCUACACCGACGAAGGCAACUGGGACCUUGUAGGCAACAACAUCCCUGUGUUCUUCAUUCAAGACGCCAUCAAAUUCCCCGAUCUCAUUCACGCCGUGAAGCCCGAACCUCACAACGAAAUUCCCCAAGCUCAAACUGCCCACGAUAACGCCUGGGACUUCAUGGGUUUACACCCACAAUCCACCCAUAUGCAACAAUGGGCCAUGUCCGAUCGAGCCAUUCCCCGAUCGUUCAGACACAUGCAAGGUUUCGGUGUACACACUUUCAGACUCCUUGAUGCCGAGGGCAAGUCGACUUUCGUCAAGUAUCACUGGACACCUCAUCUCGGUACCCACUCAUUAGUAUGGGAUGAGGCGCUCAAGCUCGCUGGUCAAGAUCCAGAUUUCCACCGAAGAGAUCUGUGGGAUGCCAUCGAAGCUGGUGCUUACCCCAAGUGGGAAUUGGGUGUACAAUUAGUCAAAGAAGAAGAUGAACACAAAUUCGACUUUGACUUGCUGGAUUCCACCAAAAUCAUCCCCGAAGAUUUGGUACCAGUCAAGAACAUCGGUACUCUCACUCUUAACCGAAACCCUGUUGACUACUUUGCAGAAGUUGAACAAGUCGCUUUCUGUACCCAACACAUUGUUCCUGGUAUGGACUUCACUUCAGACCCUCUCUUGGCUGGUCGAAACUUCUCGUACCAAGAUACUCAAAUAUCCCGACUCGGUAUCAACUUCGGUGAUAUCCCCGUUAACAGACCUGUUUGUCCAUUCAUGACGAACCAGAGGGAUGGACAAAACACCAUGUUCAGCAAGACCAACAGGACUGCCUACCACCCUAACAGAUUUGAUGCUUUACCUACCACCGAACCUGCUAAGGGAGGUUUCCGAUCUUACCAUGAGACUGUAUCAGGUAUUAAGGAUAGAUUACAUGGACCUAAAUUUAAUGAAUUCGUGUCACAAGCUCAACUCUUCUACAACUCGAUGUCUGAACCUGAGAAGAAAAACAUCAUCUCAGCUUACCAAUUCGAGUUAUCUAAAUGUUACGAGACCCAAGUCCAACAGACCGCUUUGAACCGAAUCAACUUGAUCGACCAUGAUCUCGCUUUGGCUGUUGCUGAAUCACUCAAGGACGUCACCGUACCAGAUGCCGUGCCAAACCACGGUAAGAAGUCCGCCUUCUUAUCUCAAAUUACCGGAAAGACCCAAACCUUCACUGCCGAAGGUCGAAAAGUUGGUGUUUACCUCUUACCUGGAUACUCAUACGCUCAGGUAGAACCUAUCAAGAUCGCUUUGGCAGCUGCAGGAGUGAUGGUCAAAUUCGUAGGACCAGCGACAGGAAUGGUUGAAGCCGGAAAUGGUCAAACCCAAAAUGCCGAAUUCACCUUAGAGAACUCCCGAUCGACCUAUUUCGACGCGUUGAUCUUCAUUGGUGGUGAUUCCGAUGAUUACACCAAGAAGAUGAAGAAUGGUAGAUUAAUUCAUGCUGCUCGAGAAGCCUAUAUGCACCUUAAGGCUAUCGCUGCUACCGGUAACGCAGUAGGCUGGUUGACCGAUCUGGCUCUCCCUGGCGAUCUACCGGCAGAUGCCAAAGCUAAGGAAGAGAUCACCCAGGCCAAUGGUGUGCUCCUUGCUCCUUCUGUCGGUACUGGUGCCCAGUUCUCUCAACAGUUCUUGGACUCGGUAGCUAAGCACAGAGUAUGGGAUAGAGAGGUAGAGCAUAUUGCCGCGUAA
This is a messenger RNA of Kwoniella botswanensis, 2139 nucleotides long. RefSeq lists its product as uncharacterized. The record is from RefSeq and is a predicted model, not a curated record. Gene Ontology annotation, biological process: hydrogen peroxide catabolic process; response to oxidative stress. Bases 1 to 2139 code for a protein of 712 amino acids. The transcript is spliced from 7 exons. Gene Ontology annotation, cellular component: cytosol. NCBI's taxonomy places the organism in Eukaryota, Fungi, Basidiomycota, Tremellomycetes, Tremellales, Cryptococcaceae. Gene Ontology annotation, molecular function: heme binding; catalase activity.